Messenger RNA from Cotesia congregata, 1047 nucleotides. Lineage: Eukaryota; Metazoa; Arthropoda; Insecta; Hymenoptera; Braconidae. The record is from the annotation of a GenBank genome assembly.
AUGUCUUCAUCAGACAGUUCAGAAGAAGAUGUAUAUGAAAACUCUGCUGCUCGUUACUUAGCCUUGAAGGCUAAGUGCAAAAAAAAUUUUUGUGACACUGAUGACAGUUUGCUGGAUGAUUCUAUCGACAUAGACUCACCAAAAAAAAAUGAAGACCCAAAGAAUAAAAAGUCGAAAAGUGCAGAAGAAGAAAAAGAGCCCAGUCCUGAGAAACCAAGUUCUCCAGCUCCAGUUCAGGAUACUAUUGUUGUCGAUGACAUUCCAUCAAAACCAAACAGUCCAUCGCCAUUGAUUGAUCCGAUAGUCAUUAUUGAUGACACUCCACCUCCUAGAUCAAUGCGCCGAGCAGCAAAACGUUCUGGGCCAGUUACAAGAUCAAGAGCCAGAAAUAGUUUUGAAACAGAGCUGCCGAUUCAACCAGACUUGCCUACUAUUGUAUUAGACCCGGAUGAUUCGUGUACGUCGAUUAAUGACAGUAUUGUAAGCCCAUGUUCUGUUCGAAAAAAUAAUUAUUAUGAUGAUAUAAUAUUCAGUGAUGUUCAGGAUGAUGAAACAUCUAUUGAAGUAAAAAUUCGAUGGACAUCUCGAGAUGUUAAGCGGUUUCAACUUAGCAAAGAUGAAAAUUUUUCCAAAAUUUUUGGAUAUUUUGCUAAUUUCGCCAAAGUAUCAGAGAGCCAAAUAUUGAUAACUCGUGGGGAUGAUAUCGUUAUGCCUUCAGAUACUCCAUCGUCAAUUAAUUUAAAAAUAAUUAAUAUUCUUGAAGGUGGGAUCAUAGACAAAAACAUGGCGGAUAAUGUAGUUAGCGAGAAGGUAACGGAGCCGGUUUGUAAAAUAAAAAUCCAAACUGGAGCGAAAAAAGGUCUUUCAUUCGACCUGAAACCCACCGAGCCUUUCCAAAAAUUGUUCGAGUACUGCGCGGAGCAAAAUAACGUCAGCGUGUCCAAAGUAAAAUGUUUCUUCGACGGCGACGUAAUUGAGCCGACCGACACUCCGGAGGCCUUGGACAUGGAAGAUCAAGCUUGUAUUGACCUCAAAAUAAUUACAUAA